This is a messenger RNA of Loxodonta africana (African savanna elephant), 7459 nucleotides long. RefSeq names its product patched 1 (gene PTCH1). The coding region runs from base 1 to 4452 and encodes 1483 amino acids. Gene Ontology annotation, molecular function: hedgehog receptor activity; hedgehog family protein binding; smoothened binding. Lineage: Eukaryota; Metazoa; Chordata; Mammalia; Proboscidea; Elephantidae. Gene Ontology annotation, biological process: negative regulation of smoothened signaling pathway. Gene Ontology annotation, cellular component: plasma membrane. The record is from RefSeq and is a predicted model, not a curated record. The transcript is spliced from 24 exons.
AUGGCUUCGGCUGGUAACGCCGCGGAGCCCCAGGACCGCGGCGGCGGCAGCGGCUGCAGCGGGGCCGUGGGGCGGCCGGCUGGCGGUGGCGGCGGGAGGCGCAGACGGACCGCAGGGUUGCGCCGCCCCGCGGCGCCGGACCUGGACUAUCUGCACCGGCCCAGCUACUGCGACGCCGCCUUCGCUCUGGAGCAGAUUUCCAAGGGUAAGGCUACUGGCCGGAAAGCGCCGCUGUGGCUGAGAGCGAAGUUUCAGAGACUCUUAUUUAAACUGGGUUGUUACAUUCAAAAAAACUGCGGCAAGUUUUUGGUUGUGGGCCUCCUCAUAUUUGGGGCCUUUGCUGUAGGAUUAAAGGCAGCUAAUCUCGAGACCAACGUGGAGGAGCUGUGGGUGGAAGUUGGUGGACGAGUAAGUCGUGAAUUAAAUUAUACUCGUCAGAAGAUUGGAGAAGAGGCCAUGUUUAAUCCUCAACUCAUGAUACAGACCCCGAAAGAAGAAGGUGCUAAUGUCUUGACCACAGAAGCCCUCCGACAACACCUGGACUCAGCCCUCCAGGCCAGCCGAGUCCAUGUAUAUAUGUACAACAGACAGUGGAAAUUGGAACAUUUGUGCUAUAAAUCAGGAGAGCUUAUCACAGAAACAGGUUACAUGGAUCAGAUAAUAGAGUAUCUUUACCCUUGUUUAAUUAUUACACCUUUGGACUGCUUCUGGGAAGGGGCAAAAUUACAAUCCGGGACAGCUUAUCUCCUAGGUAAGCCUCCUUUGCGGUGGACCAACUUUGACCCUUUGGAAUUCCUAGAAGAGUUAAAGAAAAUAAACUACCAAGUGGACAGCUGGGAGGAAAUGCUGAAUAAGGCUGAAGUUGGUCAUGGUUACAUGGACCGCCCCUGCCUCAAUCCGGCUGAUCCAGACUGCCCUGUCACCGCCCCCAACAAAAAUGCAACCAAACCUCUUGAUGUGGCUCUUGUUUUGAACGGUGGAUGUCAUGGCUUAUCCAGAAAGUAUAUGCACUGGCAAGAGGAGUUGAUUGUGGGUGGUACAGUCAAGAACAGCACUGGAAAACUGGUCAGCGCCCACGCCUUGCAGACUAUGUUUCAGUUAAUGACCCCCAAGCAAAUGUAUGAACACUUCAAGGGCUAUGAGUAUGUCUCACACAUCAACUGGAAUGAGGACAAAGCAGCAGCCAUCCUGGAAGCCUGGCAGAGGACCUACGUGGAGGUGGUUCAUCAAAGCGUCUCUCACAACUCUACUCAGAAGGUGCUUUCCUUUACUACGACGACCCUGGAUGACAUCCUAAAAUCCUUCUCUGAUGUCAGCGUCAUCCGAGUGGCCAGUGGCUACUUACUGAUGCUUGCCUAUGCCUGUUUAACCAUGCUGCGCUGGGACUGCUCCAAGUCCCAGGGUGCCGUGGGGCUGGCUGGCGUCCUGUUGGUUGCACUGUCAGUGGCUGCAGGAUUGGGCCUGUGCUCAUUGAUCGGGAUUUCCUUUAACGCUGCAACAACUCAGGUUUUGCCAUUUCUUGCUCUGGGUGUUGGCGUGGAUGACGUUUUCCUCCUGGCUCAUGCGUUUAGUGAAACAGGACAGAAUAAAAGAAUCCCUUUUGAGGUAAUAGAAAAACAAAAGAAGAGAGAUUUGGGGACUGCCAAAGCUCCCUCUUGUUCUCUGACUCUAAGCACUAUGGUUUCCCCUCCUCAGGACAGGACCGGGGAGUGCCUCAAGCGCACAGGAGCCAGUGUGGCCCUCACGUCCAUCAGCAACGUCACGGCUUUCUUUAUGGCUGCCUUGAUCCCAAUUCCGGCUCUGCGGGCAUUUUCCCUCCAGGCGGCUGUAGUUGUAGUGUUCAAUUUUGCCAUGGUUCUGCUUAUUUUUCCUGCAAUUCUCAGCAUGGAUCUAUAUCGGCGUGAGGACAGGAGACUGGAUAUUUUUUGCUGUUUCACAAGCCCCUGUGUCAGCAGAGUGAUUCAGGUGGAGCCUCAGGCUUACCUAGAGACCCAUGAUAACACCCGCUACAGCCCCCCGCCACCAUACAGCAGCCAUAGCUUUGCCCACGAGACACACAUCACCAUGCAGUCCACAGUCCAGCUGCGCACAGAGUACGACCCCCACACGCACGUGUACUAUACCACUGCAGAGCCACGCUCCGAGAUCUCCGUGCAGCCUGUCACCGUGACCCAGGACACCCUCAGCUGCCAGAGCCCCGAGAGCACCAGCUCUACAAGGGACCUGCUGUCCCAGUUCUCUGACUCCAGCCUCCACUGCCUCGAGCCUCCCUGUACCAAGUGGACACUUUCCUCUUUUGCUGAGAAGCACUAUGCUCCUUUCCUCUUGAGACCCAAAGCCAAGGUUGUGGUGAUCUUCCUUUUCUUAGGCUUGCUAGGGGUCAGCCUUUAUGGGACCACCCGAGUGAGAGAUGGGCUGGACCUUACAGACAUUGUACCCCGAGAAACCAGAGAAUAUGACUUUAUUGCUGCACAGUUCAAAUACUUCUCUUUCUACAACAUGUAUAUAGUCACCCAGAAAGCAGACUACCCGAACAUCCAGCACUUACUUUAUGACUUGCACAAGAGUUUCAGUAAUGUGAAGUAUGUCAUGUUGGAAGAAAAUAAACAGCUGCCCAAGAUGUGGCUGCACUACUUCAGAGAUUGGCUCCAAGGACUUCAGGAUGCAUUUGACAGUGACUGGGAGACUGGGAAAAUCAUGCCCAACAAUUACAAAAAUGGAUCAGAUGAUGGAGUCCUUGCCUACAAACUCCUGGUGCAAACCGGCAGCCGCGAUAAACCCAUCGACAUCAGUCAGUUGACUAAACAGCGUCUGGUGGAUGCAGAUGGCAUCAUUAAUCCAAGUGCUUUCUACAUCUACCUGACUGCAUGGGUCAGCAACGACCCCGUCGCUUACGCCGCCUCCCAGGCCAACAUCCGGCCCCAUCGGCCUGAAUGGGUCCACGACAAAGCUGACUACAUGCCAGAAACCAGGCUGCGAAUCCCGGCAGCAGAACCCAUUGAAUACGCUCAGUUCCCUUUCUACCUCAACGGCUUGCGUGACACCUCGGACUUUGUGGAAGCGAUUGAAAAAGUACGAACAAUCUGCAACAACUACACAAGCCUGGGGGUCGCCAGCUACCCCAACGGCUACCCCUUCCUCUUCUGGGAGCAGUACAUCGGGCUUCGCCACUGGCUCCUGCUGUCCAUCAGCGUGGUGUUGGCCUGCACAUUUCUGGUGUGCGCCGUCUUCCUCCUGAACCCCUGGACUGCCGGGAUCAUUGUGAUGGUCCUGGCUUUGAUGACAGUGGAGCUCUUUGGCAUGAUGGGCCUCAUUGGAAUCAAGCUGAGUGCUGUGCCCGUGGUCAUCUUGAUUGCGUCCGUCGGCAUAGGAGUGGAAUUCACUGUCCAUGUUGCUUUGGCCUUUCUCACAGCCAUUGGUGAUAAGAACCGCAGGGCAGUGCUCGCCCUGGAGCACAUGUUUGCACCCGUUCUGGAUGGUGCUGUGUCCACUCUCCUUGGGGUCCUGAUGCUUGCAGGGUCUGAAUUUGAUUUCAUUGUCAGGUAUUUCUUUGCGGUUCUGGCCAUCUUAACAAUCCUGGGUGUUCUGAACGGAUUGGUUUUGCUCCCAGUCCUUUUGUCCUUCUUUGGGCCAUAUCCUGAGGUGUCUCCAGCCAGCGGACUGAACCGGCUACCUACUCCGUCCCCUGAGCCGCCCCCCAGCGUUGUCAGGUUUGCUGUGCCCCCCAGUCACACGAACAACGGGUCCGAUUCCUCUGACUCGGAGUACAGUUCUCAGACGACGGUGUCCGGCAUCAGCGAGGAGCUGCGGCACUACGAGGCCCAGCAGGGCUGCGGCAGCCCUGCCCACCAGGUGAUUGUGGAAGCCACAGAAAACCCCGUCUUCGCCCGCUCCACUGUGGUCCAUCCCGAUUCCAGACACCACCCACCCUCCAACCCUCGCCAGCAGUCCCACCUGGACUCGGGGACCCUGCCACCAGGACGGCCAGGCCAGCAGUCCCGCAGGGACGCCCCCAGAGAAGGGCUGCGGCCGCCCCCCUACAGACCGCGCAGGGACGCUUUUGAAAUUCCUACUGAAGGGCAUUCUGGUCCUAGCAAUAGGGACCGCAUGGGCGCCCGAGGAGCCCGUUCUCACAAGCCUCGGAACCCAGCAUUCACUGCCAUGGGCAGCUCCGUGCCCGGAUACUGCCAACCCAUCACCACUGUGACUGCUUCUGCCUCCGUGACAGUUGCUGUGCACCCCCAACCUGGACCAGGGCCUGGGCACAGCCGGAACCCCCGGGGGGGGCUCUGCCCGGGCUAUGAGGACUACCCCGAAACUGACCACGGGCUGUUUGAGGACCCCCAUGUGCCUUUUAAUGUCCGGUGUGAGAGAAGGGAUUCGAAAGUGGAAGUCAUAGAGCUGCAAGAUGUGGAAUGUGAGGAGAGGCCCCGGGGAACCAGCUCCAACUGAGGGUGAGUAAAAUCUGAAGCAAAGAGGCCAAAGAUUGGAAACCCCCAUCCCCACCCCACCCCACCUCUUUCCAGAACUGCUUGAAGAGAACGUGGAGACAUGGGAAAGGUGUACUGCCCAGGAGAGCAGUUCGUUGUUACUGUAACCAAUUGUAUUAUUUUGUUAAAUAUUCCUAUAAAUAUUUAAGAGGUGUACACAUGUAAUAUACGAACCGUGUAAAGUAGAGGGUUUCUUCACUCCUGUCCCAGAGUGGGGAGGCUAUAGUGGGUCCCUCUCGUUUGUACAUUGAUCUCUGUGCCACAACCAAGCUUAACUUAGUCUUAAAUUUCAGCAUAUGUUGCUGCUGCUCAAAUAUUGUAUAAUUUACCUGUAUAAUUCUAUGCAAAUAUUGCUUGUGUAAUAGGAUUAUUUUGUAAAGGUUUCUGUUUAAAAUAUUUGAAGUUUGCAUAUCACAACCCUGUGGUAGUAUGAAACGUUACUGUUAACUUUCAAACACGCUAUGCGUGAUAAUUUUUUUUGUUGUUUAAUGAGCAGAUAUGAAGAAAGCACGUUAAUCUCGGUGGCUUUUCUAGGUGUAGUUCUAUGCGGUUCUUUUGUUUGGCUGUGAGUGUGAACACGUGUGGUUUUUGGGUUUUUUUUUGUACUGUACUGUGAUUUUUUGUUUGUUUCUUUUUUUGUUUUUUUCACCAUCUGUAACCAUUAGUGGUCUCUGAACUAAUCAGGCUGGAAGAGUCAGGAUCUCUUUAUUGCUCAGUGCUUGUGGAGGGCCAGCCCUAAACAUCAGGCUUUAUCCUUUGGAAAUGGCAGAGGAAAAGCUGGACUCGCUGCUAGUCUGUGGCAUCUCAUAAGGUCAUUGUUGUCACCCAGAUACCCCACCUGGUGCUGCAAAGGAGAUGAGUUUUGUUUUUUUUUUCCGCAUGGGUCGUUGUGAUUGACAUUGGAACCUCCAUGCAUAGAGCUACCAUCUGUCCGUCUUCGUUGGUAUUAAAGAAUUGGAUAGCAUGCCUAAUGAUGUGUCUGACUAGGUCCUGAGUGCAUGCUGUAACAAAUUGUGCAGCCUCGUUAUACUCUUUAUCAGGACCAACACACACCCGUACCCCCCAAAGUUACCAGUAGACUGAACAUCCUUUGCAACCCAUGGUCCUGCUACAGGUAGAAAAUCUGUUGAUUCUGGGCCUACAAUUCAACCAGAGAUGGCAUUUUGAGUCCUUCAGAUUGAACCUUCCUCUCUUCCUAAAUCAAGCAGUUGGUUGGAACUUCCUUGGAAAAUAAACAACACACUGAUACAGAGUCAGAAAUUGUAUAGGAUGUGAGUUUCAGAAGGAUCCUUCUCAGCUGGUUAAUUAUGGAAUGCACACUUCCUAAAGAAAUGGGAAACAUGGGCUCACUCCACUUGCCGUUAUUACCGCUGGUUCCAUGUGACACUUAUUGAAGAGCAGCAAGAUGCUAAUUGCAUAAACCCUACUCAAGCACCAUAUAUGGAGGCCUGUCUCUCAACCAGGCAUCACUUAUUUUUAAAGAUUGGCUUCUGUGUGGGUGCUGUUCCCUUGCUCUGAGGUUUGAUCUUCUCACCUCGUGGCCAGAGACCAGCCCCCUUGCAAAUCCAUGCUGGCCACGUGUUUACAGACAUGAGGGAAGUCAAAGGGAAGGGCCAGUUCCCCACAUGAAAGAACCUUAAGCUACUGUUCGGAGUGCACUAAUGGCAACUCCGUUAUUUCCUCCUGUUUUACAUGGAAAAUCCUAAUAGAAAGACAACAGGCGCCCAGUAGUACUGGCAGUAUAGUGACCUCAGACCCUGAAACUCGCCAACAAAACUGCAAGCUACUCAUUGGAAGCCACCUGCAGCUAUCAGGAGUGUGUGUGUACGUGCGAGUGUGAGAGUGAGAGUGAGGGGCCCUGGCCAUCCCCGUUGUUACUGUUUUUGGUACCUCUCCACCAGCCACACUGUCGGUCUACCUAACACCUGCCUCUGCAUUGAGGAGGGAGAUGAUGCAAAAUUCUGAGAUUGGCUUCUCCUUAGUUCUUGGUGUGUCCUCGCUCCUUUCCUGAGCACAGCUUGUGUGGUGCGUGCGACCCUCCCAGCCCUUGCUUUCUACACAGCGUAGAACUCUUCUCCUGUAGUCACAUUGGCAAAGGGAGAACUUGGGCUGGCGGGCAACUAGAAUUUCUGUUUUUUUUUUUUUUUUAAUUUUGUCUGUCUUGUUUGUUCAUUUGGAUGUUUUAAUUUUUUUUUUAAUCUUUGCUGAUAUUUAUAAUUUUGUAUCAUAAGAAUGUUUUCCUACAGUAUUUGUCAUGCCAGUUUAUAACAAAAAAAAAUGCAGGGAUUUUAUUUCUAUUGGAAACACUAUUACAGCUGUGUUUUACUUUUGAACAGAAUUUUUAUUUGUAUAGAGUGCUUACUAAUGUUAAAUAGUUCAGAGUAUAUAACAUUGACGUUAAGGAACUCACGGUAGGUUUUCGUGUAAGGAGUUUAAAGGAAAUAAAUAUUCAAACUGUGUCUCAUUGUCUGCCAAGGUGGGCGGAAAUGGGUUUGUGUCAUUUCAGUUACAAAGAUAAAAAGUAUGCCAUAUAAUUUAUUUAUAUGAAAAUUUAUUUUUGUAGUGUACAUAGUAGUCAUCAAGUCUUUGGACAGAAGUAUAUUUUUAAAGAAUUUAUAUGUGAUGAAUCCAUAAUGUCUGGAACUUUGCUGAGACAUAAGUGGGGCACACUUUUCAUUGUCAAUUACAGUGAGAAAAAGAAAACGUUAAACAGUGUUAAGAGAGUGAACAAGUGACUAUCUGGGCAAUUGUGAAAUGUGUGUUAGUUACCAUUUGUGACCUAGCGUGGUUCUUUUUAACCCUGGGAAGGCAAAAAUGUACAAACUCUCUAAAUAUUGAUGUUCAAACACUGAUAGAAAUUCUAACAUGAAUAAAAAAUAAUAUAACUUGUUGGUUAUGUCUUUGUUUAUAGAAUGUUUUUUAAUGGAAAUACUUGACGAAGGCCGUUCAUGUUUCAGGCCAUCCUAAAC